Sander lucioperca (pikeperch) is the source of this 9387-nucleotide messenger RNA. RefSeq names its product trichohyalin. Bases 253 to 9195 code for a protein of 2980 amino acids. The transcript has 34 exons. Gene Ontology annotation, biological process: regulation of DNA-templated transcription. The record is from RefSeq and is a predicted model, not a curated record. NCBI's taxonomy places the organism in Eukaryota, Metazoa, Chordata, Actinopteri, Perciformes, Percidae. Gene Ontology annotation, molecular function: DNA-binding transcription factor activity.
GUCGGCAGGGGUCGCUGUUUGGAUUUCUUGUUUGACUUCGUUUCCUGUUACGUCAGCUCUGCGUCACUGGGUGAGAGGUUAUGUUUCCCGGUUUGAAUAUGCUAACAACAACAACAUCAACAGGUUUCAUUGAAUGACUAAAGCCGAUUUGUAGUUUUUAAAAAUUUUGAAUGUUUUUGACAGUUCGUGAGUGAAGCGCGCGCAGCAGCUUCAGCUUAAGCAGGAUCACUGAGGACAGGUCGACCUGUAAGCAUGCAGUCGGGGCUGCUGAUUGGCUGGCAGCAGGAGAAGGCGGAGCUUAAGGGGGAGGUGUGUCGUCUGCAGGAGGAGCUGGCUGAGAGUCGGGCAGAGAGAGAGGAGCUGGAGUCCAGGAGCAGAGCUCUGAAUGACCGGCUGUGCCAGUCAGUGUCUCCCUCACUCGCCCUCUCUCUGCAGGUGGAGGGGGAUCAGAGGGAGUGGAAGAGGAAGGUGAGGGAGGGGAGAGAGAGGGAGGCCAGACAGGCUCUGCUCAUCCACCGCCUGCAGAACAAGGUGUGGGAGUACAGAGACCGAUGUCAACAUCUGGACGUCCAGCUGCAGGACAAUCGCACACAGCUGCUCAACACCGAGCGACGGAUCAGAGAUGAAUACAGUGACUCUCUGGAGAGCACCCUCAUCAGGCUGGAGGAGGAACAACAGAGGUCAGUCGGUCUGGCUGACACAAAUGCUCUCCUCCGAGAGCAGCUCAGCCAAUCAGAGCAGGCCAACCAGGCCCUGAGGGAGGACCUCCAGAAGCUGACAUCUGAUUGGACCAGAGCGGUGGAGGAGGCGGAGCGGAGAGAGGAUGAUUGGCGGAGGGAGAGAGAGUGUCGGUCAGGUCUUGAAGGCCAGCAUCAGGCUCGGUUGCUGUCAGUUUGGAGGACCGUGGUCGCUCUGAGGCGACACUGUCACACCGUUAAAACCGCCGCAGACAGGGAUCUGUGGCAGCUAAGGGCGGAGUUUUCUCGUCUCUCGUCCUCUCUCCUCUCCAGUUGGGACUCCGUCUCGUCCUCCCUGAGGCCCAGCGCUCCUCCCCAGGACUCCACCCUUACCCUCCCUCCCCUGUCCUCCACCCUGACCCUCCCUCCCCUGUCCUCCACCCUGACCCUCCCUCCCCAGGACUCCUCAGCGUCUCUGCCUCCUCUUAUCUCCUCUUCCACCCUGGGAAGCUUCUCUCUGGGAGACCUGGAGCACCGAGAGGAGGAGGAGGAUGAGGAGGAGGAGCAGGAGCAGGAGCAGGAGCGAGAGAUUUCAGAGUUGAAGCGUCUACACGAGAAAAAAGUUUCACAGCUGACAGAACGGAUAGCGGAGCUGUCUCUCUCUCUGCAGGCUGAGGACAGUCAGAGGGAGGAGAGAGAGAGGGAGGCCGAGAGACACAGAGACACAGAGAGGAGUCUUCAGUCUGUCAGUCAGGCUGUGGUCAAACUGUCCAGAGUCCUGAGCAGCAGCCGGUCUCUGUGCGUGUCCCCAGACAGCGUCCUCAGUCUGGAUCUGUCCUCUCUGCUGUCCGUCCUGUCUCUCACUGAGAGCGCACUGCAGAGGAGACAUGAGGAACUGCAGGGGGCGGAGCUCUCUGUGCGCCGGCUCAGCGAGGAGAAAACGACCGCGGAGCUCCGAGUUAAACAGCUGGAGGACGACAACCAGCUGCUGCACACACACUCCCAACACACACAGCUGGAGCUCACACACACUGUGGACUUACUGAGCAGGGAGCAGGAGGUGUCGUCCUCGCUGCGUCUGCAGCUGGAGGAGGUGCAGAAGAGAGAAGAGGAGGUGAAGAGAGAGAGAGAGCGGCUGAGGAGAGACAGAGACCGACAGGAGGAGAGAAACAGACACCUGGAGACUCAAACACUCAGACGAGUGGAGAGCGAACUGUUGGAGAACGUCCAGCUGACGGAGAGAGAAGCUCUGCACCGGAUGGAGAUCCACACUCUGAAGGGGGCGCUGGAGAGGCAGCAGUUGGACAGACAGAGAGCAGAAGACGAGGCUGCUGACGCCAGAGAUGCUCUGCAGAAGUCCAGGGAGAGUGUGUUGUGUCUCUCGUCCUCAGAGUGUGUGUUGAAGCGGGAGGUGGAGGAGCGACUCCACGCCCUGGAGAAGAUGGCCGCCCUGAACUCGUCUCUGGCGUCAGACAAGAGAGAGCUGAACAAACAGCUGCUGCAGCUGGAAUGUGAGCUGUCAGACAGCCAAUCCCAGCUGCAGGCUGUGAGGUCAGAGGUCAGCGCUCUGCAGAGGGAGAUUAAAACUGUGACCGUGGACCUCAGCCGGCUCAGAGCGCAGAGAGAGGAGGAGGCCGACGCUGUCCGUCAGCUGAGAGACAGAGAGACAGAGAUGGAGAGAGUGAUGGAGGAGAAGGAGAGACAGCUGGUGUCCCUGCUGGAGGAGAGAGGGAGAGACGGAGGACAGCUGAAGGAGCUGUCCUCCCAGCAUGCCUCUGUGUGCGUGCAGCUGCAGGAGGUGCAGCAGCAGCUGCAGGAGGCGCUGGAGGAGGUGAGGAUGAGGAGGCGCCAGCAGGAGGAGCAGCAGAGGGACAACAGGAAGCUGCAGGAGGACACAGACAGCCUGCAGAGACGCAGGGAGACGCUGGAGGACGAGCUGACCCAACUCAGAUGUGUGUUGGUGUCUCUGCAGCAGCAGCUCAGUCAGCAGCAGAAGACGCUCUCACAGUCGGAGGUGGACAGAUGCCAGCUGCACACACACAUUCACACUCUGCAGCAGGCCAAGGCAACGCUACAGGGCGAGAUUGAGUGUCUGAUGGGAGAGCUGGAGAGAGCGACGGCCCGGAGAGAAGACGAUAAAGAGAGCAGAGACCGGAGCGAGGAGGAGAAGGAGGAUCUGAGGAGGAAGGAGGAAGAGGAGAAGGAGGAGGCCUGGCAGAGUGAGAGAGAGGCUCUGAGCCAGGAGUUGGGGAUGAGAGACGGAGAGGUGGAGGCGCUCCGGAGGCGUUUAGACGCCCUGAUGGAGGAGGACGGGGAGAGACAGAGGGAGGUGGAGAGGCUGAGGGAGGAGGUGACGCAGAGGGAGGCGCGUAUCGGCCACAUGAUGGAGAGAAUACAGCGGGCGGAGGGAGAGAAGGAGAGACUUGAGGAGGAGACGAAGAGACUGAGAACAAAAAGCCCUGAAGUAGAGGAAGAGAGGAGAGAGGAGAGACUGCGAGAGGAAGAAGACGAGGAGGAGAGGAGAGAAAAGGAGAGACUGCGAGAGGAAGAAGAUGGGAGGAGGAGAAGAAGGGAAGAGGAGGGAGCCAGAUGGAGGGAGAGGGUGGAAGGGCAGGAGGAGGUAAUGAAGAAACUGAGAAAAGAAGUUUUCGACCUGGGAGAAGAGAAGAGAGAGAGGGAGCAACUGAGAGAGGAGGAGGCGAAGAGGACGGAGGAGGAGACGGAGGCGCUCUGCGACCGGAUGGAGAGAUUAGAAAGAGAAAAGGAGGAGCGGGAGGAGGAGGUGAAGAGAUGGAGGGGGAGGGUGGAGGAGCUGGAGGACGAGAUAAAGAAACUAAGAAGAGAAACUUCUGAACUAGAAGAGAAAAUGAAAAGGAGGGAAAGCCUGCGAGAUGGAGGAAAGGAGGAGAGGAGGAGAAGGGAGGAGGAGAGGACGGAGGAGAGGAGGAGAAGGGAGGAGGAGAGGACGGAGGAGACGGAGAAGCUCUGCAACCGGAUAGAGGGAUUAGAAAAGGAGAAAGAAGAACUGCAGGCGGAGACUACAAGACUGAGAAAAGAAAGGUCUGAACUGGAAGAAGAGAGGAGCGAGAUGGAGAGGCUGAGGGAGGAGGAGGUGAAGAGGACGGAGGAGGAGACGGAGAAGCUCUGCGACCGGAUAGAGAGAUUAGAAAGAGAGAAAAAAGAACUGCAGGAAGAAAUAAAGAAACUGAGAAAAGAGACCUCCGAACUCUUCGAAGAGAGGAGAGAUAAGGAGAGACUGAAGGAGGAAGAAGAAGAGGAGGAGGAGAGGAGGAAUAGCGAGGAGGAGGCUGGGGAGGCGGAGCUACUGCGUGUCUGUCUGAGCGUGGCGAGGGAGGAGUGCUCUGAGAUGAAGCAGGAGGUGCAGCGGAGGGAGGAGCAGCUGGAGCGCCAGAUGGGCGCCGUGAGGCAGCGGGAGGAGGAGGUGGAGCAGCUGAAGGAGGCUCUGCGGCAGGCGGAGGAGGCGCUGCACGAGGCUGAACGGGAGCAGCAGGAGGCACGGGUCGCCCUGGAGCAGGAGGAGGCGCGGGAGGAGCAGAUGGAGGCGCUGCUCAGAGAAACACAGCAGCUCCUGCAGGAAGAGAGGAGCCAUCAGGGAGAAAGAGAGCUCACGCUCUCCACACAGGCACGGGCGCUGCAUGAGGCGCGGGCGGAGAGCGAGGGAGCGAGGAGGAGAGCCAGAGAGAGGGAGGAGGCGUGCGAGCGGCUGGAGGAGGAGGUGAAGGAGUGGAGGAAGGCGGCAGAGCGGAGCGACAGGGAGGCGGCCAGGCUGAACCUCCUCCUGAAGGAGACACAGGAAGAAACGCAGCAGCUGAGAGCCGCGCUGGAGGAGAGGGAGGAGACGGAGGAGGAGCAUGGGAGAGACAGGGAGGCAGCCAGGAGGAGGAGCCUGAGGCUGGAGGAGAAGCUGACUGAGGCGGAGGAGGAGAAGAGGAGGCUGCAGGAGAGAGUGAGAGAGGUGGAGGAAGAGCUUCUGAAGAGAAGAGAAGAUGUGACGUCUCUCAGAGAGCAGGUGCAGAAGGAGCGGAGCAGGAGGCAGGAGGAGGUGUCUGCUCUCAGGGAGGAGGUGCAGAGGGAGAGGGAGGAAGCGCAGGUGGUGCUGAGGAGGACGAGAGAGGAGGUGUCUGCUCUCAGGGAGGAGAGAGAGAGAGAACAAACGGAGAGAGAGGAGAUACAGGAGGAGCUGGCGGCUAUAAAGGAGGAGGCGCAGAGGAGAGGGGGGGAGGCUCAGGAGGAGGGGAGGGAGAGGGGGGAGUUACAGGAGGAGGUGCAGAAGGAAAAGAAGGAAAAUGAGCGGCUACAGGAGACGUUAAGGAAGACAGAAAAUGAGAUAAAAUCUCUCAGAGAGGAAGUGAAAAAGCAACAAAAGGAGACGAAGGAGGCGCAGGAGGAGCUGACAGCCCUAAAGGAGGAGGUGCAGAGGGAGCAGACGAGGAGCAACAGCGAUGGGGAGGAGUCUGCUCUCAGAGAGGAGGUGCAGAAGGAAAAGAAGGAGAAGGAGCAGCUACAGGAGACGUUAAUGAAGACAGAGACAGAGGUGAAAUUUCUCCGAGAGGAAGUGAGAAAGCAACAAAGGGAGACGGAGGAGGCGCAGGAAGAGCUGAGGAGAACCAAUAGAGACGGGGAGGUGUCUACACUUAGAGAGGAGGAGUUGAGGAGGUCCGAGAAGGAGGUGAUGGCUCUAAAAGAGGAGGUGAAAAAGCAACAAUGGGAGACGACCAAGGCGCAGGAAGAGCUCUAUGAAAGGAGAGAAAGUCUCAGAAAGGAGGUGCAAGAGGAGCAGAGGAGGAGGGAGGAGAUACAGGAGGAGCUGAGGAGGGCUGAGAAUGAGUUAACGGGCGCCAGAGAGGAGGUGCAGAAGGAAAAGAAGGAGAAGGAGCAGCUACAGGAUACGUUAAUGAAGACAGAGACAGAGGUGAAAUUUCUCCGAGAGGAAUUGAAAAAGCAACAAAGGGAGACGGAGGAGGCACAGGAGGAGCUGAGGAGAACCAAUAGAGACGGGGAUUUGUCUGCACUUAGAGAGGAGCUGAGGCAGAGGGAGGAGGCCCAGGAGGAGGAAGUGAAAAAGCAACAAAAGGAGACAAAGCAGGCACUGGAGGAGCUGACAGCCCUGAAGGAGGAGGUGCAGACGAGGAGCAACAGCGACGGGGAGGAGUCUGCUCUCAGAGAGGAGGUGCAGAAGGAACAAAGGGAGGCUCAGAAAGAGCUGAUGAAGAGGAGAGAAGAUGUGACAUCUCUCAGAGAGGAGGUGAAAAAGCAACAAAGGGAGAUGAAGGAGGCACAGGAGGAGCUGACAGCCUUAAGACAGGAGGCUCAGGAGAAGAGGAGGCAGAGAGAAGAGAUACAUGAGGAGCUGACAGCGCUCAGAGAGGAGGUGCAGAAGGAGCAGAAGGAGAAAGAUCAGCUACAAGAGACCUUUAUAACGACAGAAAAUGAGAUGAUUUCUCUCAGAGAGGAGGUGAAAAAGCAACAAAGGGAGACGGAGGCGGCACAGGAGGAGCUGACAGCCCUAAAGGAGGAGCAGAGGAGGACUGACAAUGAGUUUAGGGUCAUCAGAGAGGAGGUGCAGAAGGAAAAGAAGGAGAAGGAGCAGCUACAGGAGACGUUAAUGAAGACAGAGACAGAGGUGAAAUUUCUCCGAGAGGAAGUGAGAAAGCAACAAAGGGAGACGGAGGAGGCGCAGGAGGAGCUGAGGAGAACCAAUAGAGACGGGGAUUUGUCUGCACUUAGAGAGGAGGAGCUGAGGAGGGCUGAGAAUGAGUUUAGGGUCAUCCGAGAGGAGGUGCAGAAGGAAAAGAAGGAGAAGGAGCAGCUACAGGAGACGUUAAUGAAGACAGAAUAUGAGAUAAAAUCUCUCAGAGAGGAGGUGAAAAAGCAACAAAAGGAGACGAAGCAGGCGCAGGAGGAGCUGACAGCCCUAAAGGAGGAGGUGCAGAAGGAAAAGAAGGAGAAGGAGCAGCUACAGGAGACGUUAAUGAAGACAGAGACAGAGGUGAAAUUUCUCCGAGAAGAGGUGAGAAAGCAACAACGGGAGACGAUCGAGGCGCAGGAAGAGCUGUAUGAAAGGAGAGAAGGUCUCAGAGAGGAGGCCCAGGAGGAGCAGAGGAGGAGGGAGGAGAUACAGGAGGAGCUGAGGAGGGCUGAGAAUGAGUUAACGGGCGCCAGAGAGGAGGUGCAGAAGGAAAAGAAGGAGAAGGAGCAGCUACAGGAGACGUUAAUUAAGACAGAGACGGAGGUGAAAUCUCUCAGAGAGGAAGUGAGAAAGCAACAGAGGGAGACGGAGGAGGAGCUGAGGAGGACCAAUAGAGACGGGGACUUGUCUGCACUUAGAGAGGAGGUGCAGAGGCAGAGGGAGGAGGCCCAGGAGGAGGUGCAGAAGGAAAAGGAGCAGCUACAGGAGACAUUAAUGAAGGCAGAAAAUGAGAUAAAAUCUCUCAGAGAGGAAGUGAAAAAGCAACAAAAGGAGACUAAGCAGGCACAGGAGGAGUUGACAGGCCUAAAGGAGGAGGUGCAGAGGGAGCAGACGAGGAGCAACAGCGACGGGGAGGAGUCUGCUCUCAGAGAGGAGGUGCAGAAGGAACAAAGGGAGGCUCAGAAAGAGCUGAUGAAGAGGAGAGAAGAUGUGACAUCUCUCAGAGAGGAGGUGCAGAAGGAGCAGAAGGAGAAAGAUCAGCUACAAGAGACCUUUAUAACGACAGAAAAUGAGAUGAUUUCUCUCAGAGAGGAGGCGAAAAAGGAGACGGAGGAGGCGCAGGAGGAGCUGAGGAGAACCAAUAGAGACGGGGAUUUGUCUGCACUUAGAGAGGAGCUGAGGCAAAGGGAGGAGGCCCAGGAGGAGGUGCAGAAGGAAAAGAAGGAGAAGGAGCAGCUACAGGAGACAUUAAUAAAGGCAGAAAAUGAGAUAAAAUCUCUCAGAGAGGAGGUGAAAAAGCUACAAAGGGAGAAGAAGGAGGCUCAGGAGGAGCUGACAGCCCUAAAGGAGGAGGUGCAGAGGGAGCAGACGAGGAGCAACAGCGACGCAGAGGAGUCUGCUCUCAGAGAGGAGGUGCAGAAGGAACAAAGGGAGGCUCAGAAAGAGCUGAUGAAGAGGAGAGAAGACGUGACAUCUCUCAGAGAGGAGGUGCAGGAGGAGCAGAGAGAGAAGGAGCGGCUACAGGAGACGCUAUUGCAGACAGAGACGGAGGUGGCAGCUCUCAGAGAGGAGGUGCAGAAGGAGCAGAGCAGGAAGGAGGAGGCGCAGGAGGAGCUGAGAGGAGUGCAGCGGAGCAUUGAACUGAUGGAGGUGUCUGAUGUGAGUCGCAGCAGGGAGCGAGCGAGGGAGGAGAAGCAGCAGAUGGAGGAGGAGAAGCAGCAGAUCGAGCUGAGGCUCCUCCUGCAGGAGAGCCAGGCAGAGGGGGAGCGUCUGAGGGAGGAGGCCGAGGAGAUGGAGAGAGGAGAGGUGGAGCAGCUGAGAGCCAGAGCCAAGGCCCUGGAGCAGAGGAGGAGCGAGGUGACAGAGGAGCUCCAGGAGGCGCGGCGGGCGACGGAGAAGGCUGAGGAGGGGUGGAGGAGCAGAGUAGCACAGAUGGAGGAGGAGCUGGAGGCUCUGAGAGCAGAAGUGCAGACGCUGCGGGAGAGAGAGGAGGAGAUGCAGGAGCCGGAGGAGAGCCAGGUCAAAGCCACGCGGGGAGAGGAGAUGGACGGACCAAAGAGGAGAGACCAACUGAUGGACGGCAAGAGGAAAGGAGGAGAGCAGCAGCAGCAGCAGCAGGAGGAGGAGAAGGAGGAGAAGGAGGAGGAGAUCUCCUCUCUGUUGCAGGAGAGGAAGGAGAUCCGGAGACUGUUGAGGCAAAGUGAAGCUGAGGUGUACACUCUGACUCAGAGGACAGACGAGCUGGAGAAGGACAGGGAUCGUGUCCGAUUGGCUCUGGAGAGGACCGAGGCAGCUAUGAUUGGCUACAGGCAGAGAGCCCACCAACAGGAGCAGAGCUCGGGGGCGGGGCCUAACACAGAGCAGGGUGUGGGGGGCAGACUGCUGGUGCUGCAGCGUCUGGUGGCUGAACUGGAGCUGGAACAGAAACGACUGAACAAGAAAAACUCUCAUCUAGAAAAUCAGAAAGACAAACUGAAGAGAGACAGAAACACACUGAGAGACACUCUGAGACAGGUGGAGGCGGAGCGUUCGAGGUUCAGACAGCAGCUGACUGACAGCAGCAGAUCUCAGGAGCGUGCCGCAGACACCACAGAAGAAGAACAGCGCCUGCGGAGCAGAGUGCUGGAGUUGGAGGGCCAGGUGAGUCAGCUCCGCCUCUCAUUGGCUGUGGAUCAGCGCCAGAGGGCCGACUUCAUCCAGCAGUCGUCCAGGAAUAGCCAAUGGCUGCUCUCCCUGAGACAGGACCUGGCGGAGUCGCUGGCCGCCGUCACUCGCCAGCCCGUCCCGGCCGUCCUGCAGUCCGAGACGCAGCGAUUGGACCGCAGCCUCAGGGAGGAGGAGCUCCGGCUGUCCCUCAGCCAAUCGUAACGCAGGAGAGAUUAAAAAAGCUUCCGACCAAAAUGCUGCAUUCAGGGACCAACGGGACAGUCGGGAGAGAGACUCUGGACUGAUCCAUUUAUUCAUCCCAAAUCUGACCCAUUUUCAAAACGUUUCUAUAUCAGAAAUUUGGGUUUUCAACCCCUGUGUUGUCUUCCUGUUGACCUGCAACUUUUACUCUUU